CCGGAAAUGGGAGUCACUGUGGAUGUGCACCAAGUGUACAGAUACCCAUUCGAGCAAGUGGUGUCUAGCUUCCUCAGAAAGAUGACAUUGUGCUGAUUUCACAAAUCCUCAGAAUAGUACAGGGCCCUCAGGGGGAUCCAUGACUCUUCAAGAGAGAUUAAUCUGUCAGCUCAUCCAGAGAAAUCAAUACCCUAACUCCAUGGAUAAAAAUGUGAUUGCUGUGAGAAUUGUGGAAGAACGAACAGAUGUCUCAACAGGGAUCAUCUACAGAAAGAGGAUUGCAAUCUGUCAGAAUGUGAUUCCAGAAAUUUUAAGAAAGCUGAGCAUUUUAAAAGUGCCAAAUAUCCAGUUGGAAGAGGAAUCAUGGCUCAAUCCUCAGGAAAGAAAUAUGGCUAUAAGAAGUCACUGCUUAACGUGGACCCAAUAUGCAUCCAUGAAUGAAGAAUCUGUCUUCAGGGAAAGCUUGGAAAAUCCAAAUUGGACAGAAUUCAUCCAAAGAGGCAGAAUAUCAAUCACUGGGGCAGGAUUUCUCAACUGCAUGUUAGAGACUUUUGCCCGUACUUUUCUAAAGCAGGGCGCCCAGAAGGGAAUUAGAAUAAUGGAAACUCUUUUGAAAGAACAGUGUGGGACCCCUUUACCUGAAUAAAGAAUGAUCAGGGGAGUUGAGUCCAUGUCUUCAGUUCCAAGAGAACAAUGCCUUUGUUGCCACUGCAUUUCCAAAACCUUUGGAUAUUCCAGCCACAGAGUGAGGAGGGCUCAAGGAUACAACAUGGAUGGCUUGAAGAAAAGGCACUAGCCUUCUACAAGUAUUUAAAAAGAUAUACUCUUCUGGAAGUACAGUUCUUUUUCCAUUUGUUAAAGAAAAUGCAACUCUUGGGGAUAAGUUCUUCAAUUUGAAUUUUAUUUGAAUUUUACUUUGAAAAUGAAAAAGAUAAUGUUUAGGAUAAUUUUUGUUAAUUAGUGAUUCCUUAGAAUUAUUUCUAUAAUUCUCUUAUGCCAUAAAGCGACAAGAAUUGUUUAAGAAGACUAAAUAGUGAUCUUCCAUGUGCGUGGAGCAUGACAUCACCAUAGCCAUAGGAUCACGUGGAUUAGUAAAUUUAAGGGAUUGUAUUUUGAACCCGAGAUGGUCUGUGGUAGUCAUGCUGUUGGAUUAUGUUGAAAACAAAUUACCUUUAUAGUGCAUACAUUAUGAUGGCUUGAUAUCCUUUUCAUAACCCUGAAAAGAAGCACAUUUGCCAUCUUUCCUAUAACAACCAGUUUAGAUUCUGAUAUUCUAGCUAAAUCUGUGCCGUUUAGGUUGGAUAUUAGGAGACUUAAGUUUUAGUCUUGAUUGACUCAGGUCACUUAACUAAUGUUAAUUUUCUUAUCUGUUAAAUGGGAUAAGACUUGCCCUACCAACCUGAUUGGGUUGUUGGGAAGGAGUGAAAGAGGCAAGCAUUUAUGAAGUGUCUAAUAUAUGUCAGAUAAUGCUAAGAACUUUAUCUUGUUUUAGCUUCACAACAACCCUGGAAGGUAGGUGUUAUUAUUAUCCCCAUUUUAUAGAUGAAGAAGCUGAG
Messenger RNA from Phascolarctos cinereus (koala), 1556 nucleotides. It is a transcript of the gene PRELID2, whose product is annotated as PRELI domain containing 2. Gene Ontology annotation, cellular component: mitochondrial intermembrane space. Lineage: Eukaryota; Metazoa; Chordata; Mammalia; Diprotodontia; Phascolarctidae. The record is from RefSeq and is a predicted model, not a curated record.